AUGGGAAACUUUUCCCAAGCAGACAUUGACAAGUACCCGUUUCUGGAAAAUCACACGAUCGAAGAUUAUUGGCUCGACAGAGGAUUUACCUACGAAAAUUUAGCGCCGAUCUAUGCAGCAACGACUAAUUUUUGCUUUCUAACAAUGAUUGGGGUUAUUCUCCUGUACAUUUUGACAUGGUGGACUCGGCGAAGAAUGAGCUUGCUGAAGCGUCUUGGCGACGAACCCAUGAAUUGCUGGGAAAAAUUUUCUCAGGACUGCAAGCUUGGACAAGAACCCUCAAUGAAUUUCAUCUCAUCGACCUUGAUCAACAACGACCGGGCCUUCGUUCUUAUCCGAGUGGUUAUCGCCAUCUGGUCACUCACUCUGACUUUGAACGGUUGGGAGGGACAGCGAUCCCUGUACUUUGGAUCGUAUUUCCCCAUGGCCGCCUGUUUGACCCUGUACAUAAAUUUCCAAAGAGCAAGAAUCGUCGAAGGCUUCGGCAAGUUCACCCACUUUUUGAACAAAGUCCUGUCAUUCCUUUUCAACUGCCAGGGAGCCUUACGUCUGGUCGUUUCCAUUUCUUGGUGGACUCAGUGGCUCGGCAUUUGCCGAUAUCGAGAUAUGACCAGACCUCUUCACAUUUCUGCGUUCUGGCUCACCAGCAAAGAAUAUUCUCCGACAGUUUUCAUGCUUGUUGAGUUGCUUUGGUUCGACACUAAAGUCCCGAUUCAUGGUAUCUUUCAUCCCUUGAUCGCCGGAGCUUGGGGAACGGUGCAAAUUUUGAUUCAAAGAACAGAUCCUCCACCUCAAGGUCUUGGCUCUCUUGAACGAAGCCCGGAGAGCUUGAUAGUCGUCGCAUGGGGAUUUCAACUUGGUAUUGCUGUUAUUCAUGUGCUUCUUGCUACUUUUUGCGUCACUAAAAUUUGGGUUUUCAAGAAGAUUCCUGUCAUUGGUGAGAGAUAUCGAAAUCGAGAGGCUUGCAUUAAAAUCUUCCACAAACGACACGAGUUGAACAAACAUCUCCCACCAAGCAUGAUGCAAAAGAGAAAGACUUCAGUUGCGAAGAAUUAUUCCAACUUUGGUCGCCAAACGCAUGUCAGAGCAUCAAUCGCCCGAAAAAGUACAAGAGUUGUGUCACAAUAA
This is a messenger RNA of Oikopleura dioica, 1128 nucleotides long. Lineage: Eukaryota; Metazoa; Chordata; Appendicularia; Copelata; Oikopleuridae. The record is from the annotation of a GenBank genome assembly.